UGACUACUACCAAAUAUAUCUGCCUUGCAACAUUCGUUCAGAGGCAUUUUUUGCAUUUUGUUUAUAUAAAACUCAAAAAUUAUCAAUUAAAAUUUGUAAAAAUGCGUUUAACCCUUAUCCAAUUGUUUAAAGAUACCGUUCCCGGUCAUAUCUUUCGUGGUAAACGUCGCUUGGUAAAACCCGUUAGCAAGCGGGCCAUGGAAACGUUACGACGUGAAUACGAACGUCAGGAACAAAUUAUGUUGUACUUGAGGCACCCAUAUUUGUCUGUGGAGGAAUCUGAGGGACACGUUAAGGAUCUAAAGAAAUCAGAGGCUAAAAUUGCCAUGUGGAAUGAUGCACAAACUGCAAAGAAACUCAAACCACAUGUAACCAUUGAGGAACGUUUGAGUCAUCUCAAAGUAAAGGAAGCUUGGGACUAGGUUAUAUAAAUAUCCGUUGUAGUGUUUUUGUUAAUAAAAUAAGUUGCAAUAAAUGUUAAUGAAAAGUUCAA
Molecule: messenger RNA, 493 nt
Organism: Musca domestica (house fly)
Lineage: Eukaryota; Metazoa; Arthropoda; Insecta; Diptera; Muscidae
Exons: 2
Coding region: 102-422 (106 amino acids)
Biological process (GO): mitochondrial translation
Cellular component (GO): mitochondrial ribosome
Molecular function (GO): structural constituent of ribosome
Source: RefSeq, a predicted model, not a curated record